AUGCCUGUCCUCGCCGUAGGCUCUAAGCGCCUGCACUUUACAGACUACCCGGCCGCAUCCGACGCGACCAAGGGAACCAUUGUCUGCCAUCACGGCCUUGGCAGCUCCCAAAACUUCUACACGCCAAUCGUUCCCCGGCUCACUCAGGCUGGGUUUCGAGUAGUCACAUUCGACACCACUGGCGCGGGGCGCUCAAGAUAUACUCAAGUCGAGCAAACUGUCAGCUCCCUCGCAGCCGAUGUGCUGGGUCUUCUCGAUGCAUUGUCCAUCAACGACAAGGUCAUUGUGGCGGGACACUCGAUGGGCGGGAUGGUAGUCACCCACCUGGCAGCUGAGCACAAGGAGCGGAUCCAGGCUGUAGUCCUCAUCGGGCCUGUCUACCCGUCGGAAGGGGUUUCAAAAGUCUUUGAGAAACGCAUCGAGACCGUUGAAAAGGAAGGAAUGGAGGCAAUGGCAAACACAAUUCCUACGGCUGCUACGGGUGCAAAGGCGGGGCCUCUUGUCGCAGCGUUCAUCAGAGAAUUGCUCUUGGGACAGGAUAAAGCAGGGUAUUUGUCGAACUGCCGAGUCAUCGCCAACGCCACCAGGCCAAGAUAUGAGAGUGUCCAGUGCCCGGUGCUCUUGCUGGCUGGGGAGGAGGACAAGUCGGCACCGCUGGAAACGAGCAAGAAAAUGUUUGAGGAAUUUGGAACAGAAACCUCGAAGAAGCAUCUUGAGGUGUUGAGUGGCGUUGGCCAUUGGCACUGCAUUGAAGCACCAGCAGUCGUGGGCGACAAGAUCGUGGAGUUCCUCAGCUAA
Diaporthe amygdali is the source of this 798-nucleotide messenger RNA. RefSeq lists its product as uncharacterized. The record is from RefSeq and is a predicted model, not a curated record. Lineage: Eukaryota; Fungi; Ascomycota; Sordariomycetes; Diaporthales; Diaporthaceae. Gene Ontology annotation, molecular function: catalytic activity. Bases 1 to 798 code for a protein of 265 amino acids. The transcript has 2 exons.